Urocitellus parryii (Arctic ground squirrel) is the source of this 477-nucleotide messenger RNA. The record is from RefSeq and is a predicted model, not a curated record. Lineage: Eukaryota; Metazoa; Chordata; Mammalia; Rodentia; Sciuridae.
AUGAUCAAGAUCACAAGAGUAGAUCAGGUUCCAGGACCCACAGAAAACAUCGGACUUCCUAAGAAACUGCUUGAUAAAAAUGACCCUUGGCCAGCUUAUGUCACCUAUAUCUCCCCAGUGGUAAAAAGACUCAUUGAGAAAAGCAAAACUAGAGAAUUGGAAUACAGGCAGACUUUCCRGGAAAGUCAACGGGCAUCACAGCUGAACAAGCCUUCCAGCAGCCUCCAGAUGGGAGGGAGAAUAAAGUCCUUCAAGUCCUCUGAAGAAGCUGUGUUCAAGGAUAUGCUAUCAGAGACUGUGUUAUCAAUGUUGGCAACUUACUCUUUUUUGGAUGCUACUGUUGCCCCAGAACCCACGUAUUUACAAAAGGAUUCCAGAGAAUGUCCCACCGCAAACUAUAACAAGAUCAUUUUCCCCCGCAAACCUAUGAUGAGGAUGCUUCCAUACAGCUCACUACCGGCCAGCAAGGAGAAAUAG